Molecule: messenger RNA, 939 nt
Organism: Helianthus annuus (common sunflower)
Lineage: Eukaryota; Viridiplantae; Streptophyta; Magnoliopsida; Asterales; Asteraceae
Product: probable aquaporin TIP3-2
Exons: 3
Coding region: 79-852 (257 amino acids)
Biological process (GO): water transport; transmembrane transport
Cellular component (GO): membrane
Molecular function (GO): water channel activity
Source: RefSeq, a predicted model, not a curated record
AUUUGCAAGUUUCUCAUUCAUUUCAGCUAUCACUUGGGGUUCUGAGAUCUAAUACUAGAUUGACUAUAAACCGAAAGCAUGCCGCCGCGUUUCGCCAUUGGCCGGGCUGAUGAAGCCACCCACCCCGAUUCCGCACGCGCCACCUUGUCCGAGUUUCUCUCCACCUUCUUGUUCGUCUUUGCCGGCGAAGGCGCCCUCCUUGCUCUAAAUAAGAUGUAUGGCCCUGACCACGGGCUGGGAGCAGCGGGGCUGGUGCUCGUAGCGCUAGCUCACGCGCUAGCGUUGUUUGCCGCUGUGGCGUCGAGUUUAAACGUGUCCGGUGGACACAUAAACCCGGCGGUCACGUUUGGUACUCUUGUAGCCGGGAGAGUCUCGUUGGUUCGAGCCUUGUAUUACUGGGUAGCUCAGCUUCUAGGUGCUGUUGUCGCCUCGUUGCUACUCCGGCUAGCCACCGACGGCAUGAGACCCGUUGGGUUUACAGUUGCCGCGGGUGUCGGGAACUUAAACGCUUUAUUGAUGGAGAUUGUGCUAACAUUCGGGUUAGUUUACACCGUUUUCGCAACGGCAAUCGAUCAUAAACGAGGGACGUUGGGGACGAUAGCUCCCUUGGCGAUAGGGUUUAUAGUGGGUGCUAAUAUUCUGGUGGGAGGGCCGUUCGAUGGGGCGUCGAUGAAUCCAGCAAGGGCGUUUGGGCCGGCGUUGGUGGGGUGGCGGUGGAACAACCAUUGGGUGUAUUGGCUUGGGCCAUUUAUCGGGGCGGCUAUAGCCGGGUUGAUAUAUGAGUUUGGGAUCAUACAGCCGGAGGUGACGGCUCAUACGCACCACCAGCCACUGGCUCCAGAGGAUUACUAGUCAAGUCAUGUUUGGUUUUAUGUAAUAAAGUUGGGUUGGAUUCUGAGUUGUUUUUAUGUAAUAAAGUUGUGUGGUUUUGUGGUGUCA